Scomber japonicus (chub mackerel) is the source of this 921-nucleotide messenger RNA. It is a transcript of the gene ca4b, whose product is annotated as carbonic anhydrase IV b. The record is from RefSeq and is a predicted model, not a curated record. Bases 1 to 921 code for a protein of 306 amino acids. Gene Ontology annotation, molecular function: zinc ion binding; carbonate dehydratase activity. Lineage: Eukaryota; Metazoa; Chordata; Actinopteri; Scombriformes; Scombridae. The transcript has 8 exons. Gene Ontology annotation, cellular component: plasma membrane.
AUGCUGCUAACAUCUGUUUUAUUCUUGUGUGCUUCUGCCGUGAAGAUUGUGUCAGGGGCAGAUUGGUGCUACCAGUCCCAAGUUACAUGCAGCAAUCGCACCUGCUCAGGUCCGGAUUCGUGGGGUGGGGUUUCACCGCCCUGUGAUGGCAGAUCCCAGUCCCCAGUUAACAUUGUUACCAGGAGAUUGAUAAGAGAUGAACGUCUCACUCCUUUCCAGUUCACUGGCUACCAAGAAACGUUUCACGGUCGCCUUCUAAACAACGGUCACUCCCUACAACUGGAUUUGCCCUCAAGUAUUCAGAUCACCGGAGGAAAUCUGGCCACAACAUACAAGGCAGUUCAACUUCACAUACACUGGGGCAAAGAUGGAGGUCCAGGAUCUGAACACACGAUUGAUGGAGAGCAGUUUCCAAUGGAGAUGCAUAUUGUCCACAUAAAAGAAGAAUAUGACUCUUUAUCCCAGGCUGUCAGAGACCCUUCAGGAGUGGCUGUUCUUGGAUUUUUAUUUGAGGAAUCAAGUUCUGCAAACAAGAAAUUUGAUCCCCUCAUUAAUGCUCUGAAAAGUAUCACUCAACCCACCAACUUCACAACACUGGAAGGUGUGUUCCUGGAUAUGUUCAUUCCUGCUCAGAAGAAUUUGAGCAAGUAUUUUCGCUAUGACGGCUCCCUCACCACACCUGACUGUUCUGAAGCUGUCGUCUGGACCCUGUUUACAAGCACUGUGCAACUCAGCAGGGAACAGCUUGCUGCAUUCAAUGAGCUUCAGUUUUCUGAUGGAAAGCCAAUGGCAAAAACCUACAGACCAGUGCAGCCCUUGAAUGGAAGGAAAAUUUAUUACUCUGCAGGCUAUGCUGCUGUGGUUAGUGCUGUGUUGCUUAUCAGUUCAGUGCUGGUAUCCACUGUUGGUGCACUCUCCUGA